AUCAAUCAUGCGUUGUCUAAUCAAGGCCGACUAUAAAUGUUGAGUCCAUGAACAGAAGAGUCACACGACACUUGAGAAAUUAUAACAACAUGUCAGUCCGCGCUACAAGUCUGGUGGUCCUCUUGAUGGGGCUUCUUCUUCCUGCCUCUGCCAUUGUUCCCAAGAACGUAUGUCAUCUUCCUAAAGUCGUAGGACCGUGUUAUGCUGCGAUGCCUCGGUACUACUUCGACUACAAGACUGGUGCCUGCAAGAAGUUCAUAUAUGGAGGUUGCCAUGGAAAUGCGAACAACUUUUACACCCUGCAUGAAUGUCGCGCUGCAUGUGGAGGCUAUGACCUCUGUAGACAACUACCAGAUUCAGGACAUUGCUAUGCCAACUUCCCCCGUUGGUUCUAUGACCAGUUCUCCGGGACGUGCAGACCUUUCACCUACGGAGGCUGUGGGGGCAACUGUAAUAACUUCCUCACAAGACAUGAGUGUCAGUUCCAGUGCUACUAGUGCACAUACUGAACACACGCGUUUCAUGCAUCCAAAUUCAGUGGAAAUAUUAUACUCAAUGAUCUGCAGUAAAUUAAAAAAAUAUCAAUAA
Messenger RNA from Haliotis rufescens (red abalone), 588 nucleotides. RefSeq names its product BPTI/Kunitz domain-containing protein-like. The transcript has 3 exons. Bases 48 to 497 code for a protein of 149 amino acids. The record is from RefSeq and is a predicted model, not a curated record. NCBI's taxonomy places the organism in Eukaryota, Metazoa, Mollusca, Gastropoda, Lepetellida, Haliotidae. Gene Ontology annotation, molecular function: serine-type endopeptidase inhibitor activity.